Salvia hispanica is the source of this 3001-nucleotide messenger RNA. Its product is annotated as putative cyclic nucleotide-gated ion channel 20, chloroplastic. Lineage: Eukaryota; Viridiplantae; Streptophyta; Magnoliopsida; Lamiales; Lamiaceae. Gene Ontology annotation, biological process: monoatomic ion transport; transmembrane transport. The record is from RefSeq and is a predicted model, not a curated record. Gene Ontology annotation, molecular function: monoatomic ion channel activity. Gene Ontology annotation, cellular component: membrane.
AGUUCGAAAAUCUCAAAAGGAGGCUGCCACCAAUCUUCACAAAGCGACAAACACAAUGGGGUCAACACACACACACACCCGCACGGCUGUGUGUUUUAUUGUCUGUCCCAACGACUACGACUUGGCCAACUUGCUGCAAACUCUCUUUCGUGUUACCAUCGUCUCAAUCCCUUUGCGGGUCAGCGCCUCAAGUCCUCCUUUACCAAAUUAUAUUUAACCACAUACAGAUUUCUUGACCGCCGUACCAAAUCAACGCCUUUCACUCUCUCUCAACUCUUGCCUUUUCCCACUUCAAUUAUUGUUUUAAUUUUGCUUCAUUAUUUCCACUUUGAUUUUCUCUAGCAGCCGUUGCUCUUCUGGGAGUACUUCUAUGCUCUAUGGUGAGCUGAAUUUUGAGUUUUGAGUUUUGAUUAAAUCGUUGCUCAUCUUACUACAGCAGGUAUAUUUUGAGAAAUGAGUUCUUAUGAAAGAGAUGAGAUACCUAUGCUACCAGCUGCAUACUUACAGUCAGAUGCUGGGGAUGACUCUGGUAGUAGAGGAUUGUCAACCAGAAGAAGUGCUUCGAUGUCUGCCCCUUCAAACUCUAUGGAUUCCACUGAAUAUGAACCAAGUCUUGUGGGUUUCACCGGUCCUUUGAGAAAUCCAAGACGGGCUCCUAAUACACAGAUGAGCGGUCCUUUAUAUGCAAACCGCAACCAGGAGUUUGUCUUUCAACCUCCCAAAGGUACACUACGCCAAAAGGGGACAGAGCCCAAACUAGAUGGGGCUGCCAAUAAUGGUUGGUCAGCGGAGAAUUAUGGGGGUAGGAAUGAGCAUCUUUUGAAGUCAGGGCAACUGGGGAUGUGCAAUGAUCCAUACUGCACAACUUGUCCAAUGUAUUACAAUGUUAAGGGGCGCACAAAGCCUUCAAGAAAAACAGAGAUAUUUGAUGCAAAGUUUCACAAUAUGAUACAUGGAGAUGGGAAAGGUUGGGCUAAGAGAAUGUGGUCCUUUCUGUUCCCUUAUAUUGGAACAGUUAUGAACCCCCACAAUGAACAUGUUCAACGGUGGAACCAGUUCUUUGUCCUUGCUUGCUCGUUUGCAGUUUUUUUGGACCCAUUGUUCUUUUUCCUGUUAUUUGUGCAGCAGGAUAAUAAGUGCAUAGUACUAAAUUGGCCGAUGACAACAGCAAUGAUCGUCUUGAGAAGCAUGACUGACUUCAUUUACUUGCUCCAUAUAUUCCUUCAGUUCAGGCUAGCUUAUGUUGCUCCCGAGUCCAGAGUUGCUGGAUCUGGAGAUUUAGUCGAUGACCCUAAAUUGAUUGCUCGUAAUUAUCUCCGUGGAUGCUUUGCUAUUGAUUUCUUCAUUGUACUGCCCCUGCCACAGAUAAUUAUAUUAUUGGUCUUACCCGGUUCAAUUGGAGCAUCUGGCGCAAAUUAUGCAAAAAAUCUUCUUCGAGCAGCAAUCCUCAUACAGUAUAUUCCAAGGUUGUGGAGAUUCUUACCUUUAGUUGCCGGUCCAUCUCCAACUGGCUUCAUCUUUGAAUCAGCAUGGUCAAAUUUUGUCAUCAAUCUUCUUACCUUUGUUUUGGCAAGCCAUGUAGUCGGCUCGUGUUGGUAUCUCUUUGGCCUACAGAGGGUCAAUCAAUGUUUUCGAGACGCUUGUAGUAACAGCAACAUUACGGAGUGUACAAAAUUCAUCGACUGCGGACACGGAAAUGCUAACGAGAGGUUCAAGGAGAAUAGAGAAGAUUGGGAUAUGUGGAAGAACAAUGAGAAUGCAAGUGCUUGUUUCGGGAAAGAAGGUUUUGACUUCGGGAUUUAUGAGACUGCUGUCAAUCUAACCACUCAUAGAAGUUUAAUUAAAAGAUACGUGUACUCGUUGUUUUGGGGGUUCCAGCAAAUUAGUACCCUUGCUGGAAAUCAAGUUCCGAGCUACUUCGAGUGGGAAGUUCUUUUCACCAUGUCUAUCAUAGGGAUUGGUCUCCUGCUUUUUGCUUUGCUUAUUGGGAAUAUGCAGAAUUUUCUCCAGGCUCUUGGGCGCAGGAGGUUAGAAAUGUCUCUCAGACGCCGUGAUGUUGAGCAGUGGAUGAGUCAUCGUCGCUUGCCUGAAGACCUACGAAGGCUAGUUCGAGAUUCAGAGCGUUAUACUUGGGCUGCAACGAGAGGUGUAAACGAAGAAAGGUUAAUGGAAAACUUACCAGAAGAUCUUCAACGAGAAAUAAGGUGCCAUCUCUUCAAGUUUGUCAAGAAAGUCCGGAUUUUCCAAAUACUGGAUGAACCAAUCAUAGACGCUAUACGUGAGAAGCUGAAGACUAAAACAUAUAUCAAAGGCAGUAACAUCAUGGUUCGUGGUGGCCUCGUUGACAAAAUGGUUUUCAUAAUCCGGGGACAGAUGGUGAACAAGGGAGAAGACGGGAAUGAGUCUUUUUUAAGCGAAGGGGAUGUCUGUGGAGAAGAACUUCUUACCUGGUGCCUCGAGCAUUCUUCCGUAAAUAAAGAUGUGAAGCGUAGGAUCCCGGGACCUAGAUUGUUGAGCAACAGGAAGGUAACGUGCCUGACAAACGUGGAAGCCUUCGUCCUGCGCUGUGCUGAUCUUGAAGAAGUGACGAGUCUGUUUGCAAGAUUCUUGAAAAGUCAACGCGUUCAGGGUGCCAUCAGGUAUGGGUCGCUCUACUGGCGCACACGUGCAGCCAGGCAAAUCCAGGUGGCGUGGAAGUACAGAAUGAAGCGGAUAAACCGCGCAGACUCCGCGUAACACAUCCUCCACAAGUGCAGAUAGAUGAUCCAAGCACAAUGUAGGUGUGUGUUGGUGGUGAGUAAUGUCGAAGAUUAGUUUUUAUGAUUAUUGUGUGCAUCUAAUGAAGUGGGCAGAGAAAUGUUUCGACAUUAUUUUGAGUAGUGAAUAAAUGUGUGAUCUGUUUUGGAGCCAAAAGGUGUUGGACCAAAGUUAGAGAUGCAUUAUUGUAAUUAAAGAUGUCUUACAGAAUAGGUGAGAAUUUUAUUUUCUCUUGUCUGUUUCA